ACUUAGAGUUAGAGCCUCUGCAUUUCAGCGGCAACGCAAGUGAAGCCCACUGCUUUACCAUGUUUUUAUUCGCUUACGAUUACCAGCUGUCGCUGUGUCACUUUUUGUGGAAUAGCCAAAGCCAAACGGAUAUUUUGGCAACGCCCGCCAGCAUUCCUCACUAGCGCUAGACCUAGAUAUCCUCCGUUUGUUUGCACGACACGAAGAUUUUCACUAGCGUCACUAAGUCCUUACAUCAUAUGAUUAAAGAAAAAUAAGGAAGUAAAUAAAGAACAAGUAGUAGAUUUUUCGCAUUUCUUCCCGAAAACAUGGUUGGCGCUUUGCCUCUUCCGGUUGUGCAGCGCGUUCCGGAUUGGAAUGUGGACCUACUGGAACAGAUUCCGGAUCCGCAGCUGCGAAGCCAGCCCCGGAAGUACGUUUUGAACAGCGACGUGAGAAACAUCAAACAGGCACCGACACUUCCCGAGAAAAUAAAAGACAUGAAGCAGGAUACCGUGCUGGACGGGUUGCAUUUCGUGCAGGUAAGAAUUGAGCGUGGGGAGAUAUUUCUCGAAAAUUCUUGCAAGUAGUCAUGCUCAGGGUAUUUCUUUGAUGUGAUUCAUGGUGACCAAUCAUUCCUUUUUUUGUUUUGUCAAUCCUCCAUCACUCGAAGUCGAACUAGGACGGAAUUACAGAUAAUAAAGCACGUCCCACGAUGACGAUGAACACAAGAUCAUUCGUUCUUACAUACAGCUCCAGAAACUGACUAACCUUGCGCACCCAAUAUAUACUUGCGCCGGCGGUGAGGGCUAUUUCAAGACUUUUAGCACAUGGUGCCUUCAUCUGGUCGACGCCCGCGGCCAGAACAUUCAGGCGGUCGAGUUUGAAUCGCUGAAAUCGCUUGGCAUCACGUUUGAAAAGGCGCUUCCGGGGACGAAAUUACUAAUUGGACCAAGGGUAUUUUUCGUGUUUGCACGGCAAAGUGUUUUUAUACGUAAGUAUCAGUAUCUGCAUCAGCACCUUCGUGUGUGACGGCGAAGGCCGCGAGCACCCUCUUGAAUAAAAAUAUUCUGCAAGAGUACGACUCCCGUAUUAUGCAUGGAUAUCGAUUCUCAGGAUGUUUCUUUGUUUUGGAAUUUUUGCAUUGUGCUGCCUCUGUUCUGUUGCGCCCUCAUAUAAGUAAUUCAACAUCUUCCUAUCAGAUCCACAUCCGGGGCGGGUACCUGUUCCUGACCAAGAAAAAUGUGAAGUUUCUCGGAGGCGAGGUGGAGCGGAUGCUGGAACAGCAUCAGAACUUCCUCAACGCGCCGCCAAAAGUAGUAUGGCUCGCAAACUUGCCCGCUUCGCAGAAAAAAGGUAUGUGUUUUUAUUGUGACUUGCUGAUUUUUCCUUGGUUUUGAGUAUUUCUUCUAUUUCCUCCAAGCAAUACUAAUACACGAAGAUGCGCGCCGCUGAAGGAUAUUAUGAUGUAUGGACAUCCUCUCUAGUACCUUUCAUCUGAGCGUCAAAAUGAAACCCAUUCCUACAAAACGAAAUACACAGAACUAACUCGACUGGACGCGGACGACAAGCCGCCCGAGUUCGUUCCCUUCAUCACGAACGGCAAGGUGUCCCGGGUCAUCACGGAAGUUCCUGUGGACGCUAUUACAAGGAAAAAUGCCCCCACCCCCGAACUUGGGAGCAUUUGUAUUGCAAACCUUUCCAAAUGACACAUUCGCCCUCUUGCAUCUAUCAGCAUAACAGGUUUCCAAUCGACGUGAAUAGCAAAAAUUUGUAUUGCAAAAGACACAAGCAAGAGCGGCGCUUGUCAUGCAAGCGAUGCGAUACACGCCUAGACUCUACAUCAGAAAGAUUCCUACUCCUUUCAUGCAUGACAGAAAGUUUUCAUUUGGAAAAUUCGCAUCACGAACUUUUGCAACUUUGGGGGUGGGGGCAUUUUUCGCUUUAAUAGACGCCCAGGAUAUGGACGUGGAGGACGAGGACGACGACUGGGUGGCCGAGGACGAAAACUACUGGCAGGAAGAUAAGCCGCGCAAAAACGUCCCCACCCCAGAGUCAAGAUGGGGAUCGCGCAACACAAGUCGAAAAGUUUUGGGAAUCACGCAUGACAAGUUCCUCUCGGUAUUGUAGUGCAGUUUAGCAAGUGCAGCCGCAUCACAAAGCUAUCUACCCAUCCUGUUUACAGCAUUACAAAGUCGAACUCCAAAACGCGACUGGAAGUGGAAAUGCCACUCAUGGGGAUGCGCAUUACAAAUCUUUCUGUGAUUGCAAAUCUGCAUGACAGCUAUGGUGUGGGGACGUUUUUGCUCAGGAUAGAAGAGGAGGAAGAAAACUACGAGCACUUCAACUACCAAGCGGUAAACCAGCAACACCAAAGGGGAGGCGGAGGCCACGGACAACAUCAAAAUUAUGAUCAGUACAGCUACAACGAGCACGGUAAUGGGAAAGCCGGCGCUGCUGGCAACAAGCACAGUAAAGACAAAAAUGACCACCACUACGGUGGUUCUUACGGCACUAAGAAUUACGACUACAACGACAAGAACAAUCGAGGAGGCAACUACAAUAACUCAAGUAGCUCUUACGACAAAAAUUACGACAAGGACAACAACUAUGGUGAUGGAAAAUACAACAGCAAAAGUAGCAAGCAGAAUGGCGGUUCGGGUUCGUCCUACAACAAAAACUACAACAACGACAAGAGCUCCUAUAAUAACAAUAAGAAUCAGGAGCAGCCUGGAGGUGGAAAAUACGGGAAACAUAACCAGUACGACAACAACUACAACGACCAGAACACUUACGGGUCUGGUGGCGGAAAGAGCGGCCCAUCCUCCGGGGCGGGUGGAAGCAAGACUGACGGCAACGACUUCAAAGGCGGUAAGAAGCAGCCCGACAACAAAGGUGGGAAUGACUACUACGACCAGAAUCUGAAUCAACAACAACAGCAGCCGAUGCGUGGGCCAUCGUACAACAGCCAGUAUGCUCCUGAACAGCAGCAACAGAGACCACCACCGCAGCAGAUGUACAACAAUCAGGACAUCAAUCAGCCACAAUACAACACCCAGCAGCAUCUCCCAAAUAUGCAGCAUCAGCAGCAGCUUGGACCCCCGCCUGGUGGAUACAACCAGCACCCAAAUCCCGCCCCACCACAGCAGAUGCAGAAUAACUUUCAUCAGCAAGGCCCAGGCGUCCCUCCCGGUGGAGGAGGGCACAUAGACUCGCUCAAUCGUAUGAACUACGGAAAUUACAACAACAUGAAUCAGCAAUUACAGCCGCCCCCACAACAGCAGCCCCCUGUCGUGCCACAGCAGCAGUAUGGUCAAAACCCCAACUUUAUCCCACCCCCGCGACAAGACAUGAAUUUUCAACAACAGCAAAAUUUCCAACAGCCGCACAAUAACAUGCCUCCGCCGGCAGGAAAGGGGAAUCACAUGAUGUAUGGGAAAAAGUUUUAGACCCGAGGUCUCGCUGUUCUUUAUUGCAGAAGCGUGCUUGUUCUUUCGGAGCAUGCAUUUCAUCCUGUUCCGAUUUUGCAAUAGAGCGCGGUAGAAGAGUACUGUGGUAGUGGAACAACUUAAGUAUGCGGGUGCGCGUAAUUUUUCGUCAUGGUUAUGAUUAGGUAGUAUCUUAUGAGGAGAACUUUCGAAGAAAGAUAAAGCUUUGAAAUACUGCUAUCUAAGUUGAUAAGAAGCUGUCGCUGGAGCUGAAUGACGCAUACUAGCAACAGCUUGG
This is a messenger RNA of Amoebophrya sp. A120, 3705 nucleotides long. NCBI's taxonomy places the organism in Eukaryota, Dinophyceae, Syndiniales, Amoebophryaceae. The record is from the annotation of a GenBank genome assembly.